GGCGCAAUCUCGACAAGUGACAGAUCGACAAGAAGAUUGCGAAUUUCUCAAUUAUUUCCCAGCAAAAUUGUGAGGCAGUGCUUUGGUUUUGGAGGUGAAAAGAGACUCGCACGUGUAAGAUGAUAAAGCUAUUCUCGCUGAAGCAGCAGAAAAAGGAUGGGGAGGCCACACCGAGGUCUAGCACACAGAAGAAAAGUGCAGCACACCUGAGAAUUCAGAAAGACAUCAAUGAACUGAAUCUGCCAAAAACGUGCACCACGGAAUUCCCGGACACGGAUGAUUUGCUGAAUUUCAAAUUGGUCAUCUGCCCAGAUGAGGGCUUCUACAAAGGGGGUUGCUUUGUGUUUAAUUUUAAGGUUGGUCCCAACUACCCACAUGAACCGCCAAAGGUCAAAUGUGAGACACAAGUGUACCAUCCAAACAUUGACCUCGAGGGAAAUGUCUGCCUGAAUAUCCUUCGCGAGGAUUGGAAACCUGUUCUCACAAUCAAUUCCAUCGUGUACGGGUUGCAGUACCUUUUCCUGGAACCCAAUCCAGAGGAUCCGCUCAACAAGGAAGCAGCUGAGAUUCUACAGACGAAUCGACGGCUAUUUGAGCACAAUGUGGCCAAGGCGAUGCGAGGGAAUUACAUUGGGGACACCUACUUUGAGCGUUGCCUCAAGUGAUACCUAAAUCUUAAGUGCUGCGUCUAUUUGCUGCUGAUCACCAUCGGCUGGACGCACCUUUACACCUAAAAAAUUUUAAUCACAGCUGCGGGAGGGACACGGGAGGGAAGAGGAGCAACAUUGUGAGUAAAUACAACCACACACACAAUAAAAAAAACUCUUUAAUUCCCCAAAUAAAAUUUAAUUUUCCUGAAAAA
Lutzomyia longipalpis is the source of this 862-nucleotide messenger RNA. RefSeq names its product NEDD8-conjugating enzyme Ubc12 (gene UbcE2M). NCBI's taxonomy places the organism in Eukaryota, Metazoa, Arthropoda, Insecta, Diptera, Psychodidae. Bases 120 to 665 code for a protein of 181 amino acids. The record is from RefSeq and is a predicted model, not a curated record. The transcript is spliced from 5 exons.